UGUACAAAUCAUCACUUGUGUCUCCCCUUUGUCAGUUCAACAGAUUUUUCCCUCACUAGCACCGUCACAUCCACUGUACUAGAAUAUCCCGGCGAGAAGGACCCGAAGCGAAGCGGAAUUUAAGUCUGAGUUGCCUGGUAGAACGCAAUCAGACCGUGAAAUUAUGGCACACGCUCAAAACGGAGCAAUCAAAACAGCUGAGGGAACCUCGACCGUCGAUUUCAACGACCAGUUAGCAUGGAAAAGGGUUUCCUAUACAUCUUUGUUAUCAAUUAUUCUCGGUUUUCCAGGUGUGGUUCAAUAUUUCUUCGGCUUGCCGUGGUGGUCUUAUCCCUUUUUAUUUCUCCUAUUCCUCGUUCCUCUGUUUGGGAUUUUUCUCGUGGUCUAUAAUCGUCUAUGUGUUUGGGAACUCGGCACUGAAGGAUCUUGUGUCAGUCAAUACAUCACCUUCCAUGACAAAUCGCUCGAAAAAACCUACGGCAAACGAAAAAUCCCAUUCUAUGUGCUGUACGAAGCCUACGCAGAUGGUAGACUCGACUUCAAAAUGGACCCGCUUCAAGCCUUGGAAAAACGAAAGCUCUUCGCGACUUUUGAACUAUCCUUUUAUCAUUUGAAAUUCUUCGUCUUCAGUUUUAUCCCCGAGUUGUUGUCUCAUUCAAAAAACCAGGAUUGUAAACAGGUACGUGACCAUUAUGACCGAGGCAAUGAUUUCUACGAGGCCUUCCUUGGCCCUCUUAUGAUAUAUACGUCGGGAAUGGUGCACGAUAAAAGCGAAACUUUAGAGGAAAUGCAGAAGAAUAAACUGGCGAUGGUCUGUGAGAAAGUCCAGAUGAAAGAAGGUGACCGGCAUUUGGACAUUGGGUGUGGUUGGGGUACAUUGGUCAACUAUGCAGCUGAGAAUUGUGGGACCACCUCAACUGGGGUCACUCUGGCGAGGAACCAAGUCGAGUGGGGUGAGAGAGUGUCACAACUGAAGGGUGYUACUGCACGCACUAAAUUCUUGUGUAUUGACUACCGUGAUAUACCCACAGGGAAAUAUGACAAGAUUACCUGCUUGGAAAUGGCUGAACAUGUAGGUGUGCGACAUUUCCAGGCAUUCCUUAGACAGGUGUCUGAUUUGCUGGAAGACGAUGGUGUAUUCUUCCUUCAAAUUGCUGGGCUGCGCAGAGCAUGGCAGUGGGAAGACUUUGUCUGGGGAAUCUUUAUGGCCAAGUAUAUCUUUCCUGGAGCAGAUGCAAGUUGUCCUCUUGGUUGGUUUGUGACUCAACUUGAACAGGCUGGCUUCGAGGUCCAAGGAACAGAGAAGGUUGGAAUUCAUUACUCCUACACCAUCCAACGCUGGUAUGAAAACUGGAUGCGCCCAAACACCCAAGAAGCCAUGAAGCAAAAGUAUGGGAGAAUUUCACGUGUAUGGGAUAUAUUUCUAAGUUGGUCUACCAUCAUAGCAAGGCAAGGAAAUUCAACUUGCACGCAGAUCGUGUGCCACAAAAAUCUUAACAACUACAAUCGCUCUAGGUUCUUCAAGCUUAAAAACAAAUAACUUUCAAGUUGUCUUUGGCCAAAUAGGUAAACUGAGCAGCAAAAUCAAUAGCUCUAGGCUCUAGUUAUAACUAACAGGAAUAAUGUUCUUAUUUCCAGUUACUACUUAUUAUACUUAGACAGUCAUGCAUCCCUAGAGGCUAGUUUAGUUAACUAAAGUAAAUCAAAUGCUACUGUAGGCCUAUGGUAUAUAACUCUACAAAAUAUGAAGAAAUUGAAAUUUUAAAUGAUCGCUGGACAGACCUCAAUUUAUUAUCAGUUAAACAUGCUAGUUUACUUCUCGCAAAGAUAUAAGAAAUUUGAAAUAAUUUAGAAUUCAUUAGUGCUAAUGAAGUUUGUAUUAAUUUAAUUAUCAUAUUUCUCUUCAACUUCAAACUAGAUUUAAGUUUUAGUACAUUUUUGAUUAUCAUUUAAUCUUUAUUUUUAAUUUGCCUUUUCAUAUGGUUUUUGAUAGAAUUUGUUCCUUUGAUGCAUUUAACAAUAUAUUUUGAUUAUAUUAUAAUUUUUUAAGCGAGUGAUAAGCAUCUAUUGUUCCAUAUAAGACAAGCAAAACCUUAGAAAAUUACAUAUUUUCACUUUUUUAAAUUUUUCAUUCGAUAAAUUAUUCUUUAGGACUUUUCCCCAGCUCUUCAUAUCUUAUUUUAUUGAAAAUUCAGUGUACUGUUAAAUUCAUUUAAGGCUAUGUCCUUUGUUUAUAGAUUUACCUGAAUUCCUGGUGAUUUGGUAAGUUYCUUUAUGUGGCAUUAUGCAAAAUGAUAAAAGUUUUUUGCAGCUGCAUUCCUGUAAGACAUGCAAGGAACCCCUUUGAACUACAGGCAAUGCCUUAUUAUAGUUCAAUACAAUUAUCUAACCUAAAUUUGUGGGUCUCUAGUCUCUAGCUACCAAAGUUUGAUCUUAGAAUUAACUAAACCAUGCUGCAGAAAUUUAUAUUUAAACAAAAUUGAAAUAUUACACAAUGAACCAGCUUACAAUUUUUAGAGCUUUGUUAAUAACUAGUCAAAAUUUCAAACUCUCGGAAAAAUACAUUACUAAGGUCAUGUUAAUUAGAAAAUUAGAAUUAUUACCAAUAUUUAUUUAUUUCAAUUUAUAAUUUAAGGGUUUUAUCAGACUGCUUGUGCUUUAUUUAGAAAUAUAUAUAGCCUUUGACAUGCAUAGAUUGCUAAUAUCGAAGAAGAAUAAAAUGGCCUCACUUGAUCCAAAUCUACACAUUGCUAAUAUCAGUUUUUCUAACGUAUGAUUUUUUCUUGAUUAUUUAGUGUAUAGGGAAUGAUCAUUUUAUUUUGUACAUCGAUGGGCCUGGUUUUUUGCCCUCAGKUUUUGAUAAGCUGAUUAAAUCUUGUGAUCUUGAGCAAAAAUGAAAAUUGUCUGUUACAGAAUCUGAUAAGAUAGUCUUGAGGGAAGUAAGCAAGAUAGAUUCAAUUUGAAAAGUUGGAGUGGUUUCAAGAUGGUAGUUAGAGGGUGUUCUUUUUCGGUGUACACAGUGUACACAGUCAUCUCUAAGAUUGGAAGCCCUCAUAAGUGUGAAAAACAAUAGCUUUUCGCCYCAAGAUGAGGACAAUCUGAAAGUAGAAUUCAUGGUUCUGACUCAUAAGUUUUCUCAGUGGGAUUAAAAUCUUGUCUCACAUACAAUAWUACACAGCAAUUUGAUUUGAUUUUCACAUACUGUUGAAACAAUUUAGAAUCAAUUUUUUCACGAUCUGAGUAUUAAAUUCUGAGAUAUUCUAGUAAUUUGUGGGGUAGGGCUUAAGCAAGGGAUUGAACCAUGAAUUAAAGGCAAUGGUCUGCAAAUGGGAAAGAAUGUAAUGUCCUUACACUGUUAUCUUGAGAUUCCACYGACUUGAAUAAUAUUAAACAUAAUUAUAUCUAGAUUUAUGCUACAGUUAUGAACAAGAAUAGUCUUGGUUAUUUAGCUUGUAUCAAUCUUGUCAUACACUUAGAAAGGGCACAUUAAUAUUGCAUAUCAGAUCUUUGAACUCAAAACAUACAUUGACAAUUUUAAAAUCCUUUUUUACAAUUCAAGAAUUUUUUGCUGUUUURAUAAUAUCAGGAAAAUUACUUCGAUGAAACAAUUAUAGUUUUAGUUUUCACCUUAAGUUUUUAUACGUGAAAAAAACACUAGAGAAAGAUAAAGAAUGUAGGCACUAGCAUCAAAAUAUGGACACAUUAUUCAAACACAUGAAAUUAGUGAGUGACAAUAAUUAAUUUGCUUUCAGAAAAUGUUUGGGAAAUAUCRUCACGCAGUAAUCACAGUCACUUUAAUUUUUAAACAACAUCUGGAGUAUUUACUAAACUAAUUCAACUAACUARCUCAAUUUCAAUGUUACUGAAUGAUUAAAUUAAUCCUUGGCCAAUUCUUGGCCAAAAGGUACGAUUACACGGAACAGUUUUCUCUGCAGCUUAUGUCACAACGGCGUUGAAACACGAGUUGCAAGAUUGUCUACAYGCUGCAGAUCAUUGYCAAAAGUAGAAACAAAUUCUGMAACUUGUCUYGCAAUAUUUUUCAAAUUGUGCUGUAUGUUACAGUCGUUACACACUGCUCCAUGCAGAGAWAAUUGUUCCGUGUAAUCGUGCCUUAAGCCAAUGAAUACCAAAUCAAUGAUAUUGUGUAAGAAAAAAUAUGUAUCUUAAAUUCUAGACAACUGUCGUUGAAGUUGGAUGAAAGUAUUGUGAAAUUACGAUUGUAUUACAGUACGUCAGCCCACAAAAUAUUUUGUGGUGUAAAGUAACAUAAUKAGAAUUCUUUUGUUUGAUUUACACAAUAGCUUAGAUUUUUACUGCUAUUAUGAGAUUAAUUUUUGAAGAGGGUGUUAUUUAAUGUAAACAAAUAUUAUUAAUUUGUUAGGUUGGUAUUUGAAAUAUUUAUAUUCAAGGGAUGGAAUUCUACUUUCAUAGGGUAAUUUUUCAUACCAUCAAUGUUAUCAAGGGUUAAGAUGCGAUAUAUCUAAUUCAGAAUAAUAUGAGAUUUGAAUAUUUAUCUUUUUCUAGUUGACCACAUGUAUCAAUUUUUAAAUUCCUGGAAUAGUAAUAAAUAAUAGUAAAAAAUAUUUAUUUAUAAUAGUAAUAGUUAGAUAUAUAUAGGGUUCUUUUUACUAGCUACAUGCACGAGCAGAAUUUUAUCAAGCCAUAGGAUCAGACUAUGAAGUUACAGUACAGUUUAAUAAUAAGUGUAUUACGUUAUAAYGGUGAAUUAGCCCAACGCCUUAAGGUUCUGUUGUGCAAUAUUUCCAUGACGGACCCUAAGAACAUCUGCAAAGAAGGCUAAUGGUCUAAGGAAAGUAUCAAGGAAUGGUAGAGUGAAGUCAUUUAACCCGUGAAAUAUAUAUUAGACUAAUACACAUUUAUUUCACGGGUUAUAUGCCUUCACUCUACUAACUUGUAUAAUGAAAUGUAAAUAACGAUGGAAUGAUUUUACUUGCUUGUGAAACAGAGUCGUAUUUUAGUGAGUCAAAGUAAAACAAAAGAAAACGGAUUUAGAGUGUACUCUACAGCUAUGUAUUAUGCUUACUUUAUUUUCAUGAGACAAGUAAAAUUGUUCCAAUUCUGCACAUUAUUUACUUAGUUUCUGCAUAUUGCUUAUGGAAAUGCCUUGUUAUACRAGCAUGUUGUUAGUAAAAAAGACAGUUGAUUUAUUGAAUGUAAACAUAUUAUAAAUAAAAGCUUGUUAGCUUAUAGUUUUUAAAGCAUAAAUUCAAAUAUUUAAUGAUUGAUGUGAAAUAGAGCUACUGAAUUAAUUUAAGCGCUAUAAAAUAAAGAGACAAUAUCUAUAAGUAGGGCUGUGUAUGCAGCUCUAUCUUUGAUUUUGAAAAA
Molecule: messenger RNA, 5346 nt
Organism: Actinia tenebrosa (Australian red waratah sea anemone)
Lineage: Eukaryota; Metazoa; Cnidaria; Anthozoa; Actiniaria; Actiniidae
Biological process (GO): cellular response to biotic stimulus
Source: RefSeq, a predicted model, not a curated record